AUAAUGUCUCCAAAUUAUAAGUCGUACCAAACCGGCGGUAACUGUCCACAUGCAUUCUAUCAAGUUUUAAAUGUUUGUUGAAGAACCAAUACCCGUCAAUCGAACAGGAUCCAGAGCAAUACAACAAAACCUGUUCUCUCUGUUGCAGAGUUGUAACUGCAUCAAGAACAUCAACCAGAUCCACAACCAAGUCAUUGUUAACGGCUUCUCCCAGAAGAGUUUCCUCGUCGUUAAGCUUCUAUCUUUCUACGUGGCUUCUGAUCAUCUUGUACUUGCCCAAAGGAUCUUCCAAAACAUCCAAUUCCCAAGUACUACCAUAUGGAACCAGAUGAUCAGGUGCUAUGUUCGACGCGGAGAGCCGCAGAAAUCAGUUCAGACAUACAACGAAAUGGUCGCGGCUGGGUGUGAGCCUGAUGGGUUCACUUAUUCGUUUGUUUUGAGUGUUUGUGCCAGGUCAAGGUUGUUGAGAGAGGGGGAACAGGUUCAUGCGAAGGUUUUGGCCAAUGGGUACUGCUCGAAUGUGUUUGUUAGGACCAAUUUGGUUAAUUUGUAUGCCAUUAAUGGUUAUGACGGCAUUGAGUAUGCGCAUCAAGUGUUCGAUGAAAUGGGGGAGAGAAAUGUUGUUACUUGGAAUUCGAUGCUCUCUGGGUAUAUUAGGCAUGGGGAUGUGGAUGGAGCCAGGAGGAUUUUUGACGAGAUGCCUGAAAGGAAUAUUGUCUCGUGGACAACCAUGAUUGCUGGGUGUGCCCAGCAUGGAAAAUGUAGGCAAGGGUUAUCUCUAUUCAAUGAAAUACGGAGAGCUGGUGUGGGAUUGGACCAGGUUGCUUUGUUGUCAGCCUUGUCAGCGUGUGCUGAAUUAGGAGAUUUGAGAUUGGGGAAAUGGAUUCACUCGUAUGUUGAACAGAGAAUGCAUCGUGGAAAGCAGCCCAUACCGGUAUCUUUAAACAAUGCACUUCUACAUAUGUAUGCUAGCUGUGGUGUGAUUGAAGAAGCUUCUAAAGUAUUUAGAGAAAUGGAGCAGAGAAAUACUGUUUCUUGGACAACCAUGAUAGCAGGAUUUGCGAAACAGGGUUUUGCCCGAGAAGCUCUUACUACAUUUCACUGGAUGCAAAGCUUGGGAUCUAAUGAAGUGAGACCUGAUGAAAUAACCUUCAUUGGGGUUCUUUCUGCUUGCAGCCAUGCUGGAUUGGUCGACGAGGGUCGCCAAAUUUUCAACCAUAUGAAUCUAUGUUGGGGCAUUAAACCAAGGAUUGAACACUACUGUUGCAUGGUUGAUUUAUUGAGCCGUGCUGGUUUCUUGGAUGAAGCUCAUAAUCUCAUUCAGUCUAUGCCCAUGAAGCCCAAUGAUGCAAUUUGGGGUGCUCUGCUCGGUGGUUGCAGAAUUCACAAAAGUUCAGAUCUGACUUCGCAUGUGGCUCAAAAGUUGGAAGUUGAGUGUGAUCCUGAUCGAGCUGCAGGCUAUCUAGUGCUGUUGUCAAAUAUCUAUGCCACGGACAGAAGGUGGCUGGAUGUCUCCCAAGUUAGAGAAAAAAUGGUUGAAUUGGGUGUGAGAAAACCUCCGGGCCGAAGUUGGGUUCAAAUAAAUGGGGUUCUUCAUGAUUUUAUAGCAGGGGAUAGUACCCAUAAGCAUGCAUCUUCAAUAUAUAAUAUGCUUGGCAGGCUCACACGCCAAAUUAGCUGGGAAGGUCAUCAAUCAGACAUAUCAGAGACGUAUAAAGAUGUAGUGAAUUGAAGUCUGCUACCAUGAAAUUCAGCUUUGAGUUUCUUUUCAUAAUUAAAGUACUAAACCUUGCACAUUCUUUGUCACGAGGUCUACUACUUGCGAAAGGGCCAAGUGAAAGAGUUUCUUUGAACUUCUUGAGUCGCUGAUUGAGUAAUCCGCUGUGUGUUUCUCAUGAAGUUUGGACUGGACUUGCUUGGUUCACGACCCGUAUUACGGCAGCAAAGACCGCCACCCCUGACGGGGGUCCUAUUACUCUCUGAGCAGGCUGGCCGUGUCAGGAAUCUGGGGCGGAGCACCUUGGCAAAAAAAAAGAAAGAAAUUCAAGGAUAUUUUCAUCAUUGUCCGUAACAUAAAUAUUCUCAUUUUGAAAGCCCUAGCCGCUAGAACAAAUACUUGUAGUAUUCAGAAAGAGUUGUUGAGCGAGAGUUUGGAACUUAUCAAGAUUUAUCAUUGUUGCUCGUGGAUGUAGACAAGAUUGGCCGAACAACAUUUGUCUUUGUGUGUGAUUGAUUUUGGUUUUCGA
This is a messenger RNA of Tripterygium wilfordii, 2246 nucleotides long. Its product is annotated as pentatricopeptide repeat-containing protein At5g66520-like. Gene Ontology annotation, biological process: RNA modification. The transcript has 3 exons. Gene Ontology annotation, molecular function: RNA binding; protein binding. The coding region runs from base 71 to 1732 and encodes 553 amino acids. The record is from RefSeq and is a predicted model, not a curated record. Lineage: Eukaryota; Viridiplantae; Streptophyta; Magnoliopsida; Celastrales; Celastraceae.